UUUUGCACUAUCGUACUAAAAUAUCCCUACAAGCAAUGGCUCCUUUCAUGCAUAGCUUCCGGUUGACUAUGCUUCUUCUAGGAUUAUCAUUGCCUAGCUUUCAUGUGAACCCGGCAGCUGCAUUCCGCCGCACUUCUCUCCUUUUCGGGCUGCCGACGCCAGGAUUGCCACCGGUGCCCUCCGCCAUAACUCCCACCCCUCCACCCUCGUCCCCGUCACCUCCUGGAGUGCCAUCAAUACCUCCACCUCCCAUAACUCCAUCAGCGCCUUCACCACCGAUGUCACAAUCGCCAACUCCUCCCAUAACUCCAUCAGUGCCUUCACCGCCGAAGUCACAAUCGCCGCCUCCUUCCAUAAUUUCACAAGGGCCUUCAACGCCGAUGACAAAAUCGCCUCCUUCAACAAUUUCACCAAUUUCUUCAACGCCGGUGUUAAAAUCGCCUCCUUCCAGCGCUCCAUCAGUGCCUACAUCUCCUACCGCAGGCACACCAGUGCCUAUAUGGCUUUUGGUGCCGCCACUUCCUGGCGAUUCAAUUCCACCUCCAGCUAAUCCCUGAACCCCAAUCUAUAGUUCUUUCCGAUUGCACAGUUUCUAAAUCCUUUGGUCAUUUUAUAUUAAUGCUCCUAUAGGAAUAAUAAAUCUGAAUGUGCUUAUUUGAACAAUUAAGUAACUAUGCUCCUCUUUUUCUUUUUAAAUUUCAAGUUCUUUUUCACGUAUUUUAUUGUCAUCUCCUCCACGCGUGCUGUAUACUUGGAGUAUCUUAAUAGUGAAUAAAGUUUGGUUUUUUCUGCAUA
Molecule: messenger RNA, 795 nt
Organism: Mangifera indica (mango)
Lineage: Eukaryota; Viridiplantae; Streptophyta; Magnoliopsida; Sapindales; Anacardiaceae
Product: vegetative cell wall protein gp1-like
Exons: 2
Coding region: 36-557 (173 amino acids)
Source: RefSeq, a predicted model, not a curated record